This is a messenger RNA of Phodopus roborovskii (desert hamster), 4934 nucleotides long. RefSeq names its product chloride voltage-gated channel 4 (gene Clcn4). The transcript has 12 exons. Gene Ontology annotation, biological process: chloride transport; transmembrane transport. The record is from RefSeq and is a predicted model, not a curated record. Gene Ontology annotation, molecular function: voltage-gated chloride channel activity. Gene Ontology annotation, cellular component: synaptic vesicle; Golgi apparatus; early endosome. NCBI's taxonomy places the organism in Eukaryota, Metazoa, Chordata, Mammalia, Rodentia, Cricetidae. The coding region runs from base 246 to 2570 and encodes 774 amino acids.
AUAGGCAUGCACCAAGACAAACACCCUGAAAGGAGGCCAGACUGACCAUUACCUGCCUCCCUUGGAACAUCCAAGCCCUUCCCACCCCACCCUCGGACCUCCUGUCUUGCUCCCAGACACAGGACUCCAAAGACAUCACGUGGCAGCGUGCGGCCCGCCUCCUGAUGACAUCACAGCGAUCGCGGCAGACGUGCUGAAGAAAGGAUGCUCUAGGAUGCUGUCCAGGUGGACGGCCACGCUGCAAGAUGCGGCACUGCAGGUGGACUUCUCUUCCAGGAGUAACUAGCAUGGUCAGUGAAGGAACCAUGAAUGCCUCUGGGAACCUAAUGGAUUUCCUUGAUGAGCCCUUCCCUGAUGUGGGGACUUAUGAGGACUUUCAUACCAUAGACUGGCUGAGGGAAAAGUCCAGGGACACUGACAGACACAGAAAGAUAACCAGCAAAAGCAAGGAGUCAAUCUGGGAAUUCAUCAAGAGCCUGUUGGAUGCAUGGUCUGGAUGGGUGGUGAUGCUACUCAUCGGGCUGCUGGCAGGUACCUUGGCUGGGGUCAUCGAUCUUGCUGUUGACUGGAUGACAGACCUGAAGGAGGGGGUCUGUCUGUCUGCCUUCUGGUACAGCCAUGAGCAAUGCUGCUGGACCUCCAAUGAAACCACAUUUGAGGACAGGGACAAGUGUCCCCUGUGGCAGAAAUGGUCAGAGCUUCUGCUCAGCCAGUCCGAGGGUGCCAGUGCUUACAUUCUGAAUUACUUAAUGUACAUUCUGUGGGCAUUGCUGUUUGCAUUUCUGGCUGUCUCCCUGGUACGUGUAUUUGCUCCAUAUGCCUGCGGCUCUGGCAUACCUGAGAUAAAGACUAUUUUGAGUGGAUUCAUCAUCAGAGGCUACUUGGGAAAAUGGACACUGCUAAUCAAGACUGUUACGUUGGUGCUGGUUGUGUCCUCUGGCCUGAGUCUUGGGAAAGAGGGGCCACUGGUGCAUGUGGCUUGUUGCUGUGGUAACUUCUUCAGCAGCCUUUUCUCCAAGUAUAGCAAGAAUGAGGGCAAGAGGCGUGAGGUGCUUUCAGCUGCAGCUGCUGCUGGUGUCUCUGUGGCCUUUGGUGCUCCCAUAGGAGGUGUGCUCUUCAGUCUGGAGGAGGUCAGUUACUACUUUCCCUUGAAAACCUUGUGGAGGUCAUUUUUCGCAGCCCUGGUGGCAGCCUUCACACUGCGCUCCAUCAACCCCUUUGGAAAUAGCCGCCUGGUCCUCUUUUAUGUGGAGUAUCAUACGCCCUGGUAUAUGGCUGAACUCUUCCCCUUCAUACUGCUUGGAGUCUUUGGGGGUUUGUGGGGAACCCUCUUCACACGCUGCAACAUUGCUUGGUGCAGGAGGCGUAAAACUACCAGGCUCGGGAAGUAUCCAGUGUUGGAGGUCAUUGUGGUGACAGCCAUCACUGCCAUCAUUGCCUAUCCCAAUCCGUAUACUCGCCAGAGCACCAGUGAGCUCAUUUCUGAGCUGUUUAAUGACUGUGGGGCUCUUGAGUCCUCCCAGCUCUGUGACUAUAUUAAUGACCCCAACAUGACUCGGCCUGUAGAUGACAUUCCAGACCGACCAGCUGGAGUUGGGGUUUACACAGCCAUGUGGCAGCUGGCCUUGGCCCUGAUCUUCAAAAUAGUCAUUACUAUAUUUACCUUUGGCAUGAAGAUUCCUUCAGGCCUCUUCAUCCCCAGCAUGGCUGUAGGAGCCAUGGCAGGCCGAAUGGUGGGAAUCGGUGUGGAGCAGCUGGCCUACCAUCACCAUGACUGGAUCAUCUUCAGGAACUGGUGCAGGCCUGGAGCGGACUGCGUCACACCAGGGCUUUAUGCGAUGGUGGGAGCUGCAGCUUGUCUAGGUGGUGUGACUAGGAUGACAGUGUCACUGGUGGUCAUCAUGUUUGAACUGACUGGAGGUCUGGAGUAUAUUGUGCCCCUCAUGGCAGCUGCUGUCACCAGCAAGUGGGUGGCUGAUGCCUUUGGGAAAGAAGGGAUUUACGAAGCCCACAUCCAUCUGAAUGGGUACCCAUUUCUGGAUGUGAAGGAUGAGUUCACCCACCGUACUCUGGCCACGGAUGUGAUGCGGCCACGGAGGGGAGAAGCACCACUGUCGGUGCUCACCCAGGACAGCAUGACCGUGGAGGACGUGGAGACGCUCAUCAAGGAGACAGACUACAACGGCUUUCCUGUGGUGGUCUCCAGAGACUCGGAGCGCCUCAUCGGCUUUGCCCAGAGGCGAGAGCUGAUCUUGGCUAUAAAGAAUGCCAGACAGAGACAAGAAGGCAUUGUGAGCAACUCCAUCAUGUACUUCACAGAGGAACCCCCUGAGUUGCCUGCCAAUAGCCCACAUCCACUGAAGCUGAGGCGCAUUCUGAACCUGAGCCCUUUCACUGUCACUGACCAUACCCCCAUGGAGACAGUCGUGGACAUCUUCCGGAAACUUGGGCUCCGGCAAUGCCUGGUGACACGAAGUGGGAGACUUCUUGGGAUCAUCACAAAAAAGGAUGUUCUGAGACACAUGGCCCAGAUGGCAAACCAGGACCCUGAAUCCAUCAUGUUUAAUUAGUAAUAAGGCGGCAAUAUUUUGAGAAGACCAAUAACUAUAUAAUUUUUAAAUAAAUAAUCAAAUGGUACAUUAUGAUCCCAGUGAAAGACCAUCUGCUGAGGGCAGCAUAAAUGAAAUACUUGUUUGAAAGAAGGGGGAGAAGGAUGAAAUUUUUUUAAAAAGGCAAAAGCAUAAAUUAGUAGGCAUUUUAUAACCUAACCACUUAUGAAUUCCAAGCUAUGUUUCUUAAUGCAUUUGCUAACUGCUUUGGGAGCAUGUGGAAGAUUGUAAGUGACAUGAAUUAUACAAGGACAAGAAACUUUGGUCCCUUCACUCAAGGUUGAUAUUUGUGAUUUUGGAGUAGUAUAUGUGAAACUUUGAGUCUAAAAGACAAAGAAGGAUGUCAGCAUGCCACUGCUAUAUAUUGGUUCCUAAAAUUUUGCUAUCAUGUUAAGGAAUUAUAGGGAGGAUAUUGUGCUUACUUUGUUGGAACAGAAAAGAAAAUUAAAUUUGGACACAGUGAGAGCUACAAGCAGACCCUGAUGGGUCUACUCAUAACCAUGUCAUUCCUUGCUUUUCUUCUCAAGCCCAUUGUCUUGCUUCUUUAUCAGUCUGAACCAGUACCAGUGGUGCCCACCAUAGUGAACAUGAAGAAACCGUUUUUCUACAGGAGACCAAUAACUUGAGACUUGACAGUGAACUUUUGGAACAUAUAGUGCUGUGUGGACCUUCCUCUCAUCUAAGGGGACACAUAUUUAUUUUGAGGGGACACCUGCCUCAUCACUGAUUUGCAACCUCAAAGCAUUGGCUUCAUUUAUUUAUAUGGUUACUUGUGUAUUUGAUACCUAGACUAGUCCAGCACCUGCCACGGAUUAUUGCCUGUGUGCUCCCAAAUUGCUGUAGCGUGGUUUUUUUUUCCAAGUAGCAUGUGCAAUACUAAAACACCCAGCUACCCAGUGUUUCUACUUAACUUUCUUCUCAGGUCUUUCAGCUAGAGCCAUGAUUAGAGUGAGGCAUAUGAGUUCUCAGUGGGAACUCCUCCAAAUGGAUUACAAGAGAAACAGUAAAUUGGUUCUAAAUCUCUUCCAUUCUCUUCUCUGUAGGAUAUAAAAUGUCCAGUUUUAAUGCCUAAGCAUGUACUUUCAUAAUAGCAAUCACAGCACAGGACAGAGUUACAUUUUAUAUAGCCAAUUGAAGCAUUGGGUACCUUUGUAUUAGAACUUAAUGAGACUUUUAUUCUUUUAGUCAGUACUUCUGUCUUUUCUGCAGGAAGGAAGUAGUGUUUUAGGUCCAUUGUGUGAUCUGUGUAAGAUUUAUGUCAUUUGCCAUUUCACUUCAUCUUUGCCUCUCACUUUUCCCUCCAUCAUCGUUUUAAUGUCAUUGGCUAUUGACACAUCAGGUACAUGUGCACUUGACUUUACGUAACAGAAAGUACAAUUGACAGUGAGUCUAAGUAAGGAAUCUGGGAGUUGGCCACUCCAGAACUGUCUCCAUACUAUUUCCAGAGACCCUAAUUCUUCUGGUAUUUCAUUUUCAGUUUCUUUUUUUUUUUCUGUCCUUUGGCUUAUUGUAAAACUGUUGCCCAGAUGCCAGGUGUGAUGUACACUUUCUGUGUGGGAAGAGAGAAGAGGCAAGUGACAAGGUGAAAUGUGUGUUUCUUGGAAAGAUAAGCUUUCCCAGAGAUGUUGUGCAUAAAACCAUUGUCUGGAAUUCUGUCACAUGUCCUGUCCUCCUUGAUAUAUAUGAGCCAGGAAGGAAAAAUUCUAGCUAGAUACAUUACUUUCUGAAUGACAUUUCGAUUCUCUUAAUAGGGGAGGAGGAUUAGCUUUGGGGAGGGGAAUAUAUCUGUCAUAUUAAAUUCCAUCAUCAUGUCCCUACUAUUGUAUUUUGUGUCAUUUUUCACUCUCACAUCCUUGACAAUCCUUCCAAACAUCCCUCCAAACAUUCUUAUAACAUGUUGUGCAUCUUACCCAUUCUUUCACAUUUGAGACAAGAACUAGUUCCUAAGCUGAGUCCAUUGCUCAGGCCUAAUAGGAAUUUUAAUUUUGAAUAAAGUCUUAGUGUCAAAUGGGUUCUGUGAAUCUUCUUACUGUUACAAGUAAUAUAUAGUCUGAAAAGCAAACAUUUUAAGUCAGAUCAUGCUGACAUCUGUGGAAUACUAUUUGUGUCUGUUACUUAUUGUCUUCUUCUGAAAUAACACUAAGUAGGCACAUCAGUGUGACAAUAUUCAGGUAAUAGUAGAGAUUUUAUGCCUUGGUUUGAGAAUGAAGUUCAUUGUCUCAUUCACAGCAUGUAAAAAGUAAGUAGUAGAUCCUAAUAUUAGGGUUGUUAUUAAGUUUUGCAUGGAACAUUUAUAGAUGAAGCAGAAUUCUCCUGAACUGUAAA